CAGAAAUCUCAGUUUAGUUCAGAACACUCUCGGCUUCAUUAUAAACCUCAGAAAAACAAAAAAAAAAACACAAAAUUUCGAAAAAAUUACUUUUAGUUCUUCAAAAUUUAGUUUGAGUUUAGUUUUGGAAGCCAUCCAGCCAUACAGCCACAAUGCCUUUCUUUCGUGAAUUGAACUACGAGCAACGCCAGGCACUAGAGGAAUGGUUAAAGAAAUAUGAGGUGGAGCUGAAUUUUCGCACGCGCAACGAAUUCAGCGACGCCUUCGCGGUGGCAAAACUCUUCGACAAGGUGCACCCCGGACUCGUGGACUUCAGGUGCUAUUUGGCCCGCAGCAGCGUGGCGCUGAAGAAACAAAACUGGCAUAUAUUCAACAUAAGGACUUUGAAGCGUAUGAAUAUGGGCCUGAGCCAACGGGACCUCUACAGACUGGCCCGCGGCGGCGGAUGGGCCCUCGAGACGCUGCUCUACAAGCUGAUGAUGACCGAUGUGCCGCCGAGGGUCGAGGGCGGGGAGGAGGGGACACUCCAAGAGAGCAGAGAUUAACCAAACAGAGAGAAUGGUACUGGCGUACGGCUAAGGAAUUGACUGUAUAUACAUUUUCGGAAUCUUUUGAAUAAAUAUUUAAAUCGAUAAAAAAAACUGAUACAAAUGCA
This is a messenger RNA of Drosophila pseudoobscura, 655 nucleotides long. RefSeq lists its product as uncharacterized. NCBI's taxonomy places the organism in Eukaryota, Metazoa, Arthropoda, Insecta, Diptera, Drosophilidae. The record is from RefSeq and is a predicted model, not a curated record. The transcript has 2 exons. Bases 153 to 545 code for a protein of 130 amino acids.